Molecule: messenger RNA, 1134 nt
Organism: Diutina rugosa
Lineage: Eukaryota; Fungi; Ascomycota; Pichiomycetes; Serinales; Debaryomycetaceae
Gene: PHO23
Product: Pho23p
Exons: 1
Coding region: 1-1134 (377 amino acids)
Biological process (GO): regulation of DNA-templated transcription
Cellular component (GO): nucleus; Rpd3L-Expanded complex; Rpd3L complex
Source: RefSeq, a predicted model, not a curated record
AUGACUGACCAAGGGCCGCCACGCAGAAGCGCCCGCAACAAGCCAAGCCACCAGACGUUCCAGUUGUACCGCGGCAAGGGAAAGACGGUGCUGAACGUGUAUGACUUGCUCCCGGGGCUCAACGACAUCACCGACGCCUUCGAGGCGUUGCCGAUGGAUAUCAUCAAAUACUUCACCCUUUUGAAGGAGAUCGACGCCAAGUGCAUCAAUACCACCCCGCAGAUUAACACGUUGAUCGAGCGGUACAUUGACGAUCUCCAUCGGGAAGAUGAUAGUGAAAAGAAUGGUAAAGUGUUAGCGAAUGGUGAUAGCCAGGAGAAUAAAGACAAUACUGCGGCCACCGGUGAUGCCAAUGGACUGGCGGUGACACCCAAGACUGAGUCAAAUUCGGCUAACGGCACUGUGACCACCAAACCUACUCCCCUCGCUGCAAAACAGGAAAAGCGGCUUAAAGCGAUCAAAAGCCGGAUCCACGAGAUCAUCCCCUGUCUCGAAGAGAAAAUGCACGUUACCAGUGUGGCUAAGGACCUAAUGACGAAACACAUGACGCGGAUAAACGCCGACUACAAGGUGAUUGUCACUAAUAACGAGAUCCCCGAGCUGAUACGGAUCGGGCCCUUGAACCACCCAGCGAUGACUAACGAUACUACUUCUCAACCGAUUACCACCACUGGCGGGCGCAGUGAGCUGCGACGGGAGGCGUUGGCGGCGCGUAAAGCCGCCAAGGAGGAUGAACGCGGCGGUGCUGCUGGUGGUCGUCGUCAACGAGAAACUCCACCUUAUGAUAGUGGUAAAGGGUCACUGCUGAAUCUGUUUACCACUGGUAACGCUAAGAAGGCCCGUGAUAUCACUAGACCCGGUACUCCUACCAAUGGCGCUAAAAAGAAGCGGCGGCGCGACGAAGAUACCGACGACGACGGCGGCCAGGCCGCGGCGAGACCUGCCACUGGCAACGAGCCUACCUACUGCUACUGUAACCAGGUAUCGUUCGGUAAAAUGGUGGGGUGUGAUGGUGACGACUGCAAGCGCGAGUGGUUCCACUUGCUGUGUAUUGGCUUCACCAACCCGCCCAAGGGGAAGUGGUACUGCGACGACUGCUUAGCUAAGCGCCAGAAAGCGAGACGAGUGAAUUGA